CUCAGCUGGCGUCCUAUACCCCCUGUCAAGAUGGCUUCUCCAACGCGUUCCGAUUGUCGAAAACGUGCAAGCAUCGUCACUUAGUCCAAGCCAUCGGCCUAAAGUCUUCCCAUCUUCACGGUUGACAGUUGGCAAUCCGACAGAAAGAUGUGAAUAAGCCUAAAUUCUUUGAGUGAAGAGGCAGCAAGAUGGUCUAUAAAAAGGGCCUCGAUACCUCAAUGGCCUCAGGUUGAACUCUCCUCAUCAUCCUUCACUCUCAACAACUAUAAACUCUUGCCAAAUAGAUCAUCAAAUCGUCCAAUAUGUCUGAAUGGAAGCCUCCGGCCUUUGGUACUCCCGUCUGGAUGAGCAUCCCUGCCACAGACGUCAGCCGUGCUGCAGAGUUCUACAAGACUGUAUUCAACUUUAACUUCAAGGACUCCGACCACAAGAAACCUGAUGUGUUCAGGAAAUUCGACUUCAACCCCAGCCUGGGCUUGACAGGUGGUAUUGUACAGGCUCCUGACUGCACUGGAAACAUCCACCCCGGAAAAGGAGGUCUCAUGGUUUACUGGUUUGUCGAAAACGUUGACAACAUCGGCCCCAUCAUUGAAAAGGCUGGAGGUAAAAUGUUGACCGAGAAGGAAAAAGAGGGCGAGCAUGGCCUGUAUAGGUUCUUUGAGGAUACCGAGGGAUCUGUUGGUGCUGUGUACCAAAUGGCUUGAAUUUAUACUUAGGAUGACUAACCUGUGCUCCUGAAUUGACUACACUCC
This is a messenger RNA of Fusarium verticillioides 7600, 752 nucleotides long. RefSeq lists its product as hypothetical. The record is from RefSeq and is a predicted model, not a curated record. The transcript has 2 exons. NCBI's taxonomy places the organism in Eukaryota, Fungi, Ascomycota, Sordariomycetes, Hypocreales, Nectriaceae. The coding region runs from base 303 to 704 and encodes 133 amino acids.